CCCCGCAUGCGAACGGAAGAUAUCACGAAGCUGUGUGAAGCCGUUCCUCCGGAUUUAGCGGAACUCAUUCGAAAAUACCCCGAAAUUUUCCCGGACGACCUACCCGCCGGACUUCCGCCAAGCCGACCCGAAGACCAUCGCAUCGAGCUGGAACCAGGCGCACAACCGACAGUACAGCGACAAUUUCGGCUCAGCCAACCGGAACUCGAGGAAUUGCAGCAGCAGUUGGAUUACCUCCUGACGAAAGGUUUUAUCCGCCCAAGCACAUCCCCAUACGCCGCCCCCAUACUGUUCACACCGAAAAAAGAUGGCGGAUUCCGUAUGUGCAUCGACUACCGCGCACUGAACCGCAUCACCAUCAAGUCCCGUUACCCGAUCCCGCAAACCGACGACCUACUCGACCAACUUCGCGGAGCCAAGUUCUUCUCGAAAAUCGAUCUGCGCGGAGGUUACCACCAAAUUCGCGUCGCCGCCGAGGAUUGCCACAAGACCGCCUUCCGAACCCGCUACGGCAGUUACGAAUACUUGGUGAUGCCUUUUGGGCUCACGAACGCGCCCUCGACUUUUCAGAUGACCAUGAACGGUGUUUUCCGCGAACUCCUGGAUAAAUGCGUAAUUAUCUACCUUGACGACAUCCUCAUCUACAGCCGCAGCAGGGAGCAGCACUUAAAGGAUCUUGAUGCAGUCUUCACGCUGCUGCACAAGAAUCGACUCAUCACGAAAGGGUCUAAGUGCGAUUUUCUUAAGCAAGAGUUGGAGUUUUUGGGCCACGUCGUCUCUACCGAAGGCGUGAAAAUCGACCCCAGGAAAAUCAAGACCAUACAGGAAUGGAAGCCGCCGACCAACCUCAAGGAACUCCAAAGUUUUCUGGGUUUUGUCAACUACGUCCGCCGCUUUAUCCCCAAUAUGGCAGGGUUAUCUGCACCGCUAACCGACCGAUUGAAGGAUCACGAUUGUUUUUGGUGGGGUGAGAAGCAGCAAGCUGCAUUCGAUCAACUCAAAAUCGCCCUCACGUCGCCGCCCGUCCUUCGCAUCUCCGAUCCCAACCGUCCAUACGAAGUCGUCACCGACGCCAGCGACAUCGCCAUUGGUGCAGUUCUCCUCCAGGACUUCGGCGACGGGUUACAACCAGUCGCCUACGAAUCACGGAAGCUGCAGGGCGCGGAAAAAAACUAUACAGUCCACGACAAGGAAAUGCUGGCGAUCGUCCACGCGUUCAAGACCUGGCGGUGCUACCUGACCGGAGCUGACGUCACGGUGCGGACGGACCACAAAUCCUUACAGUACCUGCGCGCCCAACCGAACCUCAAUCCACGACAUAUCCGAUGGCUCGAUUUCCUUGAGUCCAACUUCCACUACACCAUCACCUACAAACGGGGUGCCAAUAAUAUCGCCGAUGCCUUGACCCGCCCUACUGUCCAUACCGCCGCGAUACUUAUCGCCCAGACCAACCCAUUACUUACGAGACUAUUCACUCACGGCUACAAGAUCGAUCCAUUUUUCCGCUCAGCCAUCCAUCAACAGCAUACCACAGCCACCGGGCCAUAUUUUUAUAAGCGUGGCACUUCUCGCAUUUGGCGAAAUUACUAUUGGCCGAACAUGGCCGAUGACGUGCGCAAGUACGUGUCCUCCUGCACUGCCUGCCAGAUCAUGAAAUCGUCGCAUCAGCGAGCAGCCGGACUACUACAGCCGUUGGAUCCACCCGAGCGACCCUGGCAACACGUCACGAUGGACUACGUGACAGGACUGCCGGCCGGCCCCAGCGGAAACGACGCCAUCCUCGUGGUCGUUGACCGACUCACAAAAAUGGCGCACUUCAUCGCCUGCCAACAGACAAUCACCGCCGAACAAACUGCGCAGCUGUUCAUCACGAACGUCAUCCGCCUGCACGGACUGCCCUCCGCCAUCAUAUCAGACCGAGACCCAAAAUUCACCUCGAAUUUCUGGCGCCACCUGUGGGACCAAUUCGGCACCAAACUCCAAUUCUCAUCUGCCUACCACCCACAAACCGACGGGCAGACCGAACGCGUUAACCAAACCAUGGAGCAGCUAAUUCGCACCACCUGUACUGACCCAUCGACAUGGGAAAAAUCCCUUCUGCUACUCGAAUUCGCGUAUAAUAACGCGACCUCAGCCACAACCAAUCAAUCCCCAUUUUUUCUCAACUACGGACAGGACCCGGUCGUACCCUCUACACCGAACAUCGAGUCACCAAUGCCCCGGUCCCAGAAAUUUGCUGAAGAGAUUCUCGCCACUCGCGACAAAGCAGCUGAGGCCAUUCGGAAAGCUAACCUGGUCGCCAGCCGACAAGCCGAUCGACAUCGACGCGACGUCAAUUACAAAGUGGGAGAUCUUGUCCUUCUCGACACUCGCAAUUUGCGGCUGCCGAUCCCAAGCAAACUCCGACCCAGAUUCUGCGGACCUUUCCAAGUGACCAACCUCGUGACACCUGUCACUGUCCACCUUCGGCUCCCGGCUGAUUGGCGCCAUCACCCGGCUUUCCACGUCAGUCUCCUCCGACCCUACGUCCCGAGUUCGUCGGACUUGGCACGCAACCGUAGUGUGGACUAAUCCGCUCCAGCCGAAAUGCACCUUCCG
Molecule: messenger RNA, 2598 nt
Organism: Closterium sp. NIES-67
Lineage: Eukaryota; Viridiplantae; Streptophyta; Zygnematophyceae; Desmidiales; Closteriaceae
Source: the annotation of a GenBank genome assembly